GUCUAUCCCGGGGUAACGAAGGAAUCAUAUAGUACGUCAAAGCGGCAGUUCUCCAACUUUCAUUUACAUUUUUUAAGGCGUGUGCAACGAUUUCGAGAAAAAUUUCGCUACGGAUAAUCUUUUAGAGUCUAGUAGAGUAUAUUUCAAUACUUGUCUUGCGUGGCCAUGUUAUCUUUACUCGGGCCAAAAAAGGCUUAAAAAGCCCAUAUUCAUGCAUUUUAAUCACAAAUCCAGUGAAUGUUCCUCGGCCCUCAACCCUUAUCAGUGUCAAUGUCAAGCAAGGACAUGACGUUGAUUUUUAGGUUAGUAGGUAGUAUGAAAUUUUUGAAUUCAAUAUGUACGUAAUUUCUUAUCGGUGAAUGGCUGUCCAUUUUGUUAUACAUUAAAAAUGAUUUAGUGAUAUGAGCUGCGUACGUUUGUUACGCAGUUAAGUGACACACUAUCAUUUCAGUAGAGUAGAAUGGAAAGGCUGGUUAAAGUAUGGAAAGUUGGAAAAAUUAGUUAUUCCAAAGCCUACAAAUUACAGAAAUAUCUGGCAAGUUUACACCAUAGGGAACAAGGAAACAACAACACUUUAUUGUGCUUAGAACAUCCUCCAGUGUAUACAAUUGGAAUCAGAACUGCAAGAUAUGAUAAUACCGAUAUAUCCGAUCUACAAAAACGAGGCGCAGAAUACUUUAAAACAGAUCGAGGUGGCCUGAUUACAUUUCAUGGUCCAGGACAACUAGUAGUAUAUCCAAUUUUAAAUUUAAAGCACUUCAAACCAAGCAUAAAAUGGUAUGUCAGUAGUAUACAGGAAACAGUAUUGAAAUUGUGUGAAGAAUUCAAUAUUCCUGCCGAGACAAAUUCUGAUACCGGUGUUUGGGUUGAGGAUAGGAAGAUAUGUGCGAUAGGCAUCCAUGGUAGCAAAUUCAUCACCACCCAUGGCUUCGCCAUAAAUUGCAACACAGAUCUCAGAUGGUUCGACUACAUAGUGCCUUGUGGUUUGGAAGGAAAAGGUGUCACCAGUUUCAGCAAUGAAGUUAAUAGACUGGUGACUGUAGGUGAAGUUAUGCCAAAGUUCUUAGACUGUUUCCAACAAGUGUUUCAGUGUUCUUUGACGGACUUUCCAAGAGAUGAAGCAAGGAAGAUUCUAGGUAGUUUGGAAGAUGAUGAAGACUGUAGGGAAGAAGCAGAAAGUAUUGAUUUCAAAAAAAGAAAUGCUGUAGAAGUUAUUAAGUAAACUGUGAAAUCAAGAAUAUGCUGUGAAAUUGAUAAUGAUGAUUAAUUGUGAAUACUUUUUGUAAGCAUGUUUUGCUUUACCUACCUCAAGGUGCAACACAGGUAUUUUUGUUUACAUAUUGCUUUUAAGCUAUAGUUUAAUUAGUUGUUUUAUCUGUAAGUAUUAAAUGCAAAUAUAUCAUUUUAGUGUGAG
Molecule: messenger RNA, 1414 nt
Organism: Acanthoscelides obtectus
Lineage: Eukaryota; Metazoa; Arthropoda; Insecta; Coleoptera; Chrysomelidae
Source: the annotation of a GenBank genome assembly